UCAACCUCAUCCAUCCAUCCAUCAAUCAAGCCACCCCCCUUCAACAACAUCCAACCCCAGCCUCCAACACCACAAAAAUGUCCAGUUCAUCAAAACCAUCAAAGACCACCGAUCCCAAGGACUCUGCGGCUGAUAAGCCCAAGGAGCCACAGAAACAAGCAUUAUCGCUGGAGGAGGAUGACGAGUUCGAGGACUUUCCCGUCGAAGAUUGGAAGGAGAGCGAAACUGAUGUACAGAAUCCUCCCGGUGGGAGAUUGUGGGAGGAGAGUUGGGAUGAUGAUGAUACCACUGAGGACUUUUCUACCCAACUGAGGGAAGAGCUUAAAAAGAACCCCGCCAAAUAAAUAAUACACCUGCCGUUUCGAUACAAGAUUCACUCUCGUCGCUGGUUAGAAUUGGAUGGGAUGUUCUUUUUCGAUUGUAGCAUAGCUUCUCCAACGAUCAAGGGACCCGUGGAGAUCACGAUGCCCGAUGAUAGUUA
Tuber melanosporum (Perigord truffle) is the source of this 481-nucleotide messenger RNA. RefSeq lists its product as uncharacterized. Lineage: Eukaryota; Fungi; Ascomycota; Pezizomycetes; Pezizales; Tuberaceae. The record is from RefSeq and is a predicted model, not a curated record. Gene Ontology annotation, cellular component: proteasome regulatory particle, lid subcomplex; proteasome complex. The transcript is spliced from 3 exons. The coding region runs from base 78 to 344 and encodes 88 amino acids. Gene Ontology annotation, biological process: double-strand break repair via homologous recombination; proteasome assembly; mRNA export from nucleus.